AUAUGACAGCAAAAGAAAAAUACUGAAAAACAAAGAACAUGGCUGUAAGGGUUAGGGAUCUGCAGUCUAUGGAGACGGUUGUUGAGCCUCUAAAUGAUGGAAUUAUCUGUAUUUGUUACAUCUGCAAGCAUCUUUUGGAUGCACAAGUAGAUCCGAACACUGGCAUGUGCUCCAAUUAUAGACAAAUCAGAAGACAUAUCGAGCACGCUGAGCAGUACAUUGCAAGAUCAGAGAAAACUAUUAAAGUAAAACUGCAAAAUCUAGAUGAAUGUAUGGAGCAACUUAUUAAAGAAAAAGGAAAUGCUGAGCAGCAGAGGCGGCAGAAACACCAAACCAAGAAUGAAUUACAUAUCGAGAAGGAUUCUGCUGAGGAAUCAUUGGAGAAUUCUAGAGAAGCUUUGGAGCAGGCCAAAAAAAAUGUGGCAUCAGAUAAAAAAGAAAUAGAAAGAGAGAAGCUCAGCAUGAUUAAAGGUGGAGUUGUAGCAGUUAUAGCACCAUAUGUUAGUGUGAUACCAAUUGUUGGAUGGUUUGCUGGUCCAGAUAUGAUGACUGAUGGCAUAUUUACAAUGGCAUAUGCUUAUAAGGCUAUGAAGGAAGCUGAAGAUGAUCUUGAAGAAAAUGAGUCCAGAGUGGGGAAGUACAGGAGAAAAGUGUCUGAUUAUCAGUCCAAGAUCUCUAAAAUAGAGAGUGAGAUUGAAGAAACUGAUGAGUUGCUGGAUAAAAUUCAGUGCGAGAUUGAAGAGGUGAAGCAGCAUCUGGACUACACCGCUGAUAUUCAGGAGAUGGUGAGAAAAGCUGUGAAUCUUCUGAGUGUUGUCAGUGGAAGAGUCACUGCUCUGGAAAGGCAAACCCGACGCUUCAUUCUCUGGGAGCCUGUGAUAAAGGUGAUGGAAGAAGUGAUGGAGGCAGUCACAAAUGUUGCCGAUAAUCGUCUCCUUUAUAAUCACGGUGUGGGAGGCCUCAUGCGUAUUUUGUUGGAGAAUGUUGGAGAAUUGCUGGCUUUGUGCUCCUCACCCCCACAUUUUGAAGAUGAGGACUUUUACUGAUCAAACUUAACGGUCACUCUUUAUUUUGAUGGUCCGUUUGUUGAAUUUAAGUUACAUUGCAACUAAUUCUCAUUAGAUUAUAAGUAGACUGUUAGGUUGGGGUUAGGGUUAGUGUAAGUUGACAUGUACUAGCAAAGUUUCUUAUAGUCAGUUAAAUGUCUGUUGAAGGAGCAGUAUAAACAGAUAUUAAGUAGACAGUCUACUUAUACUCAAAUGGACCAUCAAAUUAAAGUGUUACCAAGUUAACUAAAUAUUACUGAUAUAGGAAUACAACCCAGGCCCAUUUAAUACACUAUUAAACACAAAACCUUAUCUUCAAGCAGCAUUAACAAAACUUCUCUUGCAAAAUGAAACUUUUGCUUCAAAACCAAUAACUGCUCUCAAAUAAUAAACAAAGCGAUCAAAAUGAUAUAUACUCUCAAACAGUCAGUAAACGAUACAACAGAAAAAACAUUGUUCAAAACAUAUAGUUCUCAGGGAGAGGUACAUUUUAGUCUUACAGUUUUUUCUAGCUGCUUACACACUUUUUCAAAACAGGGUCACCUUUUUUCAAAUGUCUACACACAAUUCUCAAAACUGCACACACAAAAGGCAGAAUGCCUCACAUUUCCUUUAAAAUGUAACUCUGCAUUCAAAAUGCCAUAAACACCCGUCAGAAUGAAGCAUUUUCAUCAAAUGGCAAACACGUCUUUUAUAAUUUAACACUUUUCUAAAUCUAAAGCUCUUUGCUCUUUCAUAAGUUUAUAUCUACAUUUCAAUACAAUGUUCUACAGAGACAGAAAUCUGCAGAGAGGAGUAACAGGUACACUGUAAACACCAACGGCAUGAAGAAACAGAAAAUAUUUACCGUUUUUUCCAACUGCAUACACACGUUUUUAAAAUAGUGUCUCCUUCUUUCAAAACUCUAUACACAAUUCUCAAAACUGCACACACAAAAUGCCUCACAUCUCCUUCAAAAUGCGACACUGCAUUCAAAAUGCCAUAAACACCCGUCAGAAUGAAGCAUUUGCGUCAAAUGGCAAACGCGGCUUUCAUAAUAGUAAAUGUUUGGGUACACCAUGUAAACACUGUUGCUCUAAAUCUAAAACUCUUUGCUCUUUCAUAGACUUAUAUCUACAAUUCAACACAAUGUUCUAUGGUGAAAAUAACAGGUAACAGAAAGUACCAGGUACACUGUAAACACUAAUCACAUGUAGAAACUGAAAAUAUUUAUUUGGCCAAAAAAAAAAAAA
Danio aesculapii is the source of this 2278-nucleotide messenger RNA. RefSeq lists its product as uncharacterized. The coding region runs from base 39 to 1046 and encodes 335 amino acids. The transcript has 3 exons. The record is from RefSeq and is a predicted model, not a curated record. NCBI's taxonomy places the organism in Eukaryota, Metazoa, Chordata, Actinopteri, Cypriniformes, Danionidae.